CUUGAUGGCUUUAAAAAGAAUGGGAAUUGUCAAAGACUAUGAGAAAAUCCGUACCUUUACAGUUGCAGUAGUAGGUGUAGGUGGAGUUGGCAGUGUGACUGCUGAAAUGUUGACAAGGUGUGGCAUUGGUAAGCUGCUUCUGUUUGAUUAUGACAAAGUGGAAUUGGCAAACAUGAACAGACUCUUCUUCCAACCUCAUCAAGCUGGAUUAAGUAAAGUGCAAGCAGCAGAGCAUACUUUGAGGAAUAUUAAUCCUGAUGUUCAAUUUGAAGUACACAACUACAACAUCACAACAAUGGACAACUUUGAACACUUCAUGGAUAGAAUAAGUAACGGUGCACUAGAGGAGGGGGAGCCUGUCGAUCUUGUUCUAAGCUGCGUGGACAACUUUGAAGCUCGCAUGGCAAUUAACACGGCCUGCAAUGAACUUGGACAAAUCUGGAUGGAAUCUGGAGUGAGUGAAAAUGCAGUGUCGGGACAUAUACAGCUAAUCAUACCUGGUGAAUCUGCUUGUUUUGCGUGUGCUCCUCCACUUGUAGUUGCUGCAAAUAUUGAUGAGAAAACAUUAAAACGAGAAGGAGUUUGUGCAGCUAGUCUUCCUACAACUAUGGGUGUCGUGGCAGGAAUUCUUGUACAAAAUGUUCUAAAAUACCUGUUAAAUUUUGGUACUGUGAGUUAUUAUCUUGGUUACAAUGCAAUGCAGGAUUUCUUUCCAACUGUGUCUAUGAAGCCAAACCCACAAUGUAGUGACAAAAAUUGCAGAAAACAGCAGGAAAAUUAUAAGAAAAAAGAAGCUGCACAACCAAAACUAGAAGUAAUUGAACAGGAAGAAGAGAUAAUACAUGAAGACAAUGACUGGGGCAUCGAAUUGGUAUCAGAAAUUUCAGAAGACGAGCUGAAGGCUGCAUCUGGCCCAGUACCUGAGCUUCCUGAGGGAAUUACUGUAGCAUAUACUAUCCCAAACAAGGAAGAGAAUUUGAUAACUGAGGAAACCAUAGCAGAGUCUGAAGAAAGCCUAGAAGAACUCAUGGCCAAAAUGAGAAACAUGUAGCAAAACAAAUAUUAAG
This is a messenger RNA of Fulmarus glacialis (Northern fulmar), 1067 nucleotides long. It is a transcript of the gene UBA5, whose product is annotated as ubiquitin-like modifier activating enzyme 5. Gene Ontology annotation, molecular function: UFM1 activating enzyme activity. Gene Ontology annotation, biological process: protein ufmylation. The coding region runs from base 5 to 1051 and encodes 348 amino acids. The record is from RefSeq and is a predicted model, not a curated record. The transcript is spliced from 11 exons. Lineage: Eukaryota; Metazoa; Chordata; Aves; Procellariiformes; Procellariidae. Gene Ontology annotation, cellular component: cytosol; cytoplasm.